This is a messenger RNA of Metopolophium dirhodum (rose-grain aphid), 2834 nucleotides long. It is a transcript of the gene APC7, whose product is annotated as anaphase-promoting complex subunit 7. Bases 382 to 2121 code for a protein of 579 amino acids. NCBI's taxonomy places the organism in Eukaryota, Metazoa, Arthropoda, Insecta, Hemiptera, Aphididae. The record is from RefSeq and is a predicted model, not a curated record. The transcript has 10 exons. Gene Ontology annotation, molecular function: protein binding. Gene Ontology annotation, biological process: cell division.
UGAGCAUUCAGACAUUAUUGUUUGUUAAUGCCGCGUUAAGCCGUUAAUUGUUUAUACUUAUUUACUUAAUUUGUAAAAUUGAUUUACCAUUUGUUUUGUUAUGUUAAACUAUUAUGCUACUAUAGUUUACCGGAAUUGUAUUUUUCCAAAAUAACCUUUUUCCCAGAUUUUUAACUAUAAGUUUAUCGAAUUGUACCUAUAUUGUUUAUUUUAAAAUACGUAUUGAAUAUUGUAUUUAUCUAUUUAGAUUUUUUUCAUUUUUUAUUUUUACUACUUACAAAGAACAGUGAUAUUAAUUGUAUACAUAAUUACGUUGAAGCUUGCUUAUAGUUUUCAUUGAUAAAGGCAAUCCAAUAUAAAGUUUUAAUUUUUUUUUUCAAAAUGAGUAUGUUAUUUGAUCAAAUAAAAUUGUUACACAGCCAAAAAUUGCAUUCCAAUGUCAUAAAAGUGGCAGAAAUGGUUUUAAAAGUUAGUGAACAUACAACAGAUAUCUUAACAGCGCCACACAAAUUCCGUGUAUUAGCAUAUCAGGGUGAUUCACAUUACUCCUUAGGUAAUUAUCGCCAAGCAGAAGCUGCUUAUAUAACUGCGUUGACAUUUAAAGAAGCCUGGAUUUCCGCAAACCCUCCACAAACUCCAUAUGAUGGCGCAAAAGAUCCUAUGCCUGUUUUAGAUAUUAAAUAUCAACUGCAUCUAUGUUUAGUGAAAUUAAAAGAUAAUAAACAGGCCUUAACUGUCUUACAAUCGGUACCGUCCAAACAGAGAAAAACUAAAAUUAACAUGGCUAUAGCAAAACUUAAUCAUCAAAUGGGCAAUAUUGUUCACGCUGUUACUGCUUAUAACAAAGUUCUAAAAGAAUGUCCAUUAGCAAUUGAAGCAGCUGAAGGACUUUUGAGCUUAGGUGUUAAAGGAACAGAAGUGAAUGCUAUGAUGUUAGAAAUGGUUGGAAUUAAUGGACUUGAAUGGAUCAGUGGCUGGAUAAAAGCCCAUGCUUAUCUGUUUCAACAGACUGAGUAUCCUGCAGCUAUCAAUACAUUAAAACAAUUGGAUGAUAACUCACCUUUAUGCAAUAGUAAUAGAUUAUUAGUAGCUAUAGGAAAGUCAUAUUAUUUUUAUGGAGAUCGUAAAAAUGCGCUUAUUUACUUACAAAGAGCUUACAGGUUAAAUCCACUAAUGCAAGAUGGUCUGUGCACACUAGCCAUGUGUCUAUACAUGGAAAAACACAAUAGAGAUUUAGAAAAAUUGCUCCCAACAAGUUAUACGGAUGAAUCAUCGAUUGACUCCCAUAUGUGGAUAGUUCUUGCUUUUGUGUGUUAUAGUAAUAGUAAUUAUUCUAAAGCACUGUGCUUAGCGCAAAAAGCUUGUUCUGUUGAUCAAAAAAAUAUUGAAGCGCUAUUGUUGCACGGAAUGAUAUUAACAAGUAUGAAAAAGUAUUCUGAUGCUAUUUUACAAUUCCGUAAAGCUAAUGAUAUUGCGUCUUAUCUUUUCGAUCCUCAUAAAGGUAUGGUAGAUUGUUAUAUAGCAUUGCAUAAGAUGAGAAAUGCUGUAACAGCUGCUAGUAAUUGUUGUAAACAAAUGAAUAACCACCCGAAAGCAUUAACAUUAUAUGCUUCAAUACUCAUGAAAGAUCCAAUGACAGUGAGUAAAGCAAAAAUACUUUUGGAAAGAGCAUUAAAUGUCGAUGAAUACUAUCUCCCAGCAAUAUAUAUGAUUGCUCAGAUAUAUGAACAAGAAGGAAAUCUCAGUCCUGCUGUUGCUGUAUUGCAUAAGCAAGCAUUAGAUCAACCAACUUGUAGAAUAUAUCAAAUGCUAGGCGAUUUAAGUGUUAAACAAAAUCAACUAGAAAAAGCGUUUGACUUCUAUUAUUCUGCACUCAAUCUCGACCCUAAUAAUAAACGAGUUAUGGAGAGUUUAGAGAGUUUGGGGAAACCGUGUAAUACUUCAACAGCCACAUCUGCAGAUUCGACUGGACCAGUUUUAAAUGGGUCACUUUUAGAUGCAACAUUUAGUGGUGUUAAUAAUGCCGAAAAUGAAUCAACACCAUUCAAUAAUGCUGUACAUGAAGAAGAUACAUUUAUGGAUUCUGAUCAUGAAGGAUCUGGAUCAGACAUAUCCAUAUAAUUGUUCAUGGCAGUUUUAAGCUAUGUAAAUUAACUCUGAUAUUUUAAAUAAGUUUAGUUAUUACUUAUUUUCUUAUUGAUCUGCCUUGUGAUUAUGACAUGAAUAGUGGACAAUUUCACCAUUUGGGCAUCUUACAAACGCACUGAAACAUUUAGAUAAUGUAUAUUUUGUUUUUUAUUAUUUAAUUAAUUAAAGUACCUUUGAUUUCCAAAUCGUUUUUUACAUACUCUACAUAUAUUGAAUUCUGUCAAAGUAAUAUUUUGCGACUCGUAAAAUAUUCUCUGUUGUUGAAUCUAACAUAUACAAUAUUAAAUAUUAGAAUAUUUCAAAUACAUAUUAAACAAAAAUAAUUUUUACUUUUAAAAGCUUAGCAUAAAGUAGUCCACGAUUCACUUGAUAAAGCCUUCUAUCACUGAUUGCUUUGUCUAGUGCAAUUACUAGAAAAUUAUUAAUACGAUUAAUAGGUAUUUCAUCUGGUAACACUUUUAAUACAUCUGGAGUAGCGAUUUGAGCAGCAUUUUUAUUUAAAAUUUCAACAACUUUUUCUAAAUUGGGUGCUGGCUUUGAUACGCCUCCUAGUCCAGCUAACCAACUAUCUGGAGGGUCAAUAAGUAAUCUCAACAGUAUUACGUAAAUCUAUAAUUAAUUUUUAAAUGUAUAAACAUAACAUGUAUUAUAAUUUUUAAUUGUUUUAAUAAAAUUACUUGAUCGCA